AUGAAUAAUCCUUAAUGUCAAUCCUGCAUUUAAUAUAUUGCAAUUGUAACUUGUAGAGAAUGCAAAAUUUCGCUAUGUUUCAAAUGUGAUGAACAACUUCAUUAAGAAAAGAAUGAUAAUCACUACAGAACAACUAUUUCAUUUCAACCUCGAUCAACAUUAUAAAAUGACGAUGAAAAAAUAAUCGAGAUGAUAAAACUGAAGAAAAAAGAGUUUUAAGAAUUGAAAGAGAAGGAAUCUCAAUUAACUAUGCAUUAUCAAGAUAGAAUGAUAUAAGCCAAGAAUAAAUAUGAAUUACAAAUUUCAGCAUUAGAAAACAGAUUGCAAAAGUCAUAGAAGUUAAUGAAUGGAGUCAGCCAAGAUAAUGGCGAACUUGAUGUUGAUAAUCUGUAGAAUGAAUUGGAGAAUUUAGAAAAGAAUUUGAAAAGUGAAAUAAAAUUGGUAGAAGAAGAACAAAGAUUGUUGGAUGAGAAAACUCAAAAGGUUGAUGCCCUAUUAAAUAGAGUUAAAAAGGCAACAGACAUUGAACAAUAACAAAUUAUAAAAAUGAAUGAAGUUGUAUAAAUAUUCAAAGCUUGUUCAGAAUAAUUGUAAAAAGAGAAAGAUCUAUUGAUGCUUGACAAUGAAAAACUAAUUGCUGAAGUAGAGAUCUUUGCUAAAUUCUUUGAUGAAAAUGGACCUUUGAUGGAAGAAUUAAAUGCUUAGAAGAAUAAUGAAUAAUAAUGA
Molecule: messenger RNA, 726 nt
Organism: Paramecium tetraurelia
Lineage: Eukaryota; Ciliophora; Oligohymenophorea; Peniculida; Parameciidae
Exons: 3
Molecular function (GO): zinc ion binding
Source: RefSeq, a predicted model, not a curated record